AGCAUAUUGAGCGGAUGAGAGCUUUUGAACUGUAGUAAAAGAGCUUUUGAACUGUACCCGUAAAUCCCGAUUGUGAUUCGAAGCAAAUGGCAGCGAUGGCGAGAGCAGUUGUCCACAUUGGUCAUCAAUGGAAUCGACGCAACGAUGUUGGAGCAGUGCCCUGGAUUACUGCAAGCCUUGGCAAUGGCGGCCGCCCUUCUUUACGCCAACAAUGGCAAUUCCGAUCCCCAGCAAGAAGAAGGAUAAGCACCUCAAUCGGUCGUCGCCCUGCUCUUCUGGCGUGUCUCCCACCUUCCUCUUCGCAAUCGCCCCCCGCAAUUACUUCCACCAAGCUUUACGUCAGUGGUCUCUCAUUUCGAACCACUGAAAAGAGCUUGAUGAAUGCGUUCCAGAAAUUUGGUGACCUUGUAGAAGUCAACUUGGUGAUUGAUAGAAAAGCAAAUAGACCAAGAGGCUUUGCUUUCCUUCUUUAUGCGACAGAGGAGGAAUCUAAGAAAGCUAUUGAGGGAAUGCAUGGGAAGUUUCUUGAUGGCAGGGUAAUAUUUGUUGAAGUUGCAAAACCUAGAUCUGAGCUUCGCCAAAACCUCAAGCAAAAUUGAACACAGUAUUGAUGAGUUAGACAUGACACUGAUAUCAAGUGGCUUGGAUUUUGGCACCGUUGAGUACUAAGCAACACCUGCAACGAUUUCAAAUUUCUGGGGCCACUGCAGCAGUAUUUGACUUCCCAACUGAUGCAAAUGUAAAUGCUACAUAUCUCUCUCAGCCUAAGUGAUCUUUGUAUGCAUACAUUAUCAGUACAGAUUGAUUAUGAAAUUCCAUAUAGUGAUAACAUUUAAAUAUGCUAGUAUUUGGUUAUAGAUUGUUGUCUUCA
Molecule: messenger RNA, 871 nt
Organism: Diospyros lotus (date-plum)
Lineage: Eukaryota; Viridiplantae; Streptophyta; Magnoliopsida; Ericales; Ebenaceae
Product: organelle RRM domain-containing protein 6, chloroplastic
Exons: 4
Coding region: 87-599 (170 amino acids)
Biological process (GO): chloroplast mRNA modification; cytidine to uridine editing
Cellular component (GO): chloroplast
Molecular function (GO): RNA binding
Source: RefSeq, a predicted model, not a curated record